Molecule: messenger RNA, 1299 nt
Organism: Suricata suricatta (meerkat)
Lineage: Eukaryota; Metazoa; Chordata; Mammalia; Carnivora; Herpestidae
Gene: ADORA2B
Product: adenosine A2b receptor
Exons: 2
Coding region: 39-1040 (333 amino acids)
Biological process (GO): adenylate cyclase-activating G protein-coupled receptor signaling pathway; G protein-coupled adenosine receptor signaling pathway; vasodilation
Cellular component (GO): membrane
Molecular function (GO): G protein-coupled adenosine receptor activity
Source: RefSeq, a predicted model, not a curated record
GGCCCGGGAGGCGACGCCGGGGCCGGGUCGGCCCGGCCAUGCCGCUGGAGACGCAGGACGCGCUGUACGUGGCGCUGGAGCUGGCCAUCGCCGCGCUGUCGGUGACGGGCAAUGUGCUGGUGUGCGCCGCGGUGGGCACGUCUAGCGCGCUGCAGACGCCCACCAACUACUUCCUGGUGUCUCUAGCGGCGGCCGACGUGGCUGUGGGACUGUUCGCCAUCCCCUUUGCCAUCACCAUCAGCCUGGGCUUCUGCACCGACUUCCACAGCUGCCUCUUCCUCGCCUGCUUCGUGCUCGUGCUCACGCAGAGCUCCAUCUUCAGCCUCUUGGCCGUGGCGGUCGACAGGUACCUGGCCGUCCGCGUCCCGCUCAGGUAUAAGAGUUUGGUCACUGGGCCCCGUGCAAGAGGAGUCAUUGCUGUCCUCUGGGUCCUUGCCUUUGGCAUUGGACUGACUCCAUUCCUGGGGUGGAACAGUAAAGACAGUGCCAUCAACAACUGCACAGAGCCCUGGGAUGGAACCACAAAUGAAAGCUGUUGCCGAGUGAAGUGUCUCUUUGAGAACGUGGUCCCCAUGAGCUACAUGGUAUAUUUCAACUUCUUUGGGUGUGUGCUGCCCCCACUGCUCAUAAUGCUGGUGAUCUACAUCAAGAUCUUCAUGGUGGCCUGCAAGCAGCUUCAGCGCACUGAGCUGAUGGACCACUCAAGGACCAUCAUCCAGCGGGAGAUCCACGCAGCCAAGUCCCUGGCCUUGAUCGUUGGGAUUUUUGCUCUGUGCUGGCUGCCAGUACAUGCCAUCAAUUGUGUCACUCUUUUCCAGCCAGCUCGGGCUAAGGACAAGCCCAAGUGGGCAAUGAACAUGGCCAUCCUCCUGUCACAUGCCAACUCGGUUGUCAAUCCCAUCGUCUAUGCCUAUCGGAACCGAGACUUCCGAUAUACUUUUCACAAAAUCAUCUCCAGGUAUGUUCUUUGUCAGAGAGAUGUCCUCAAGAGUGGGAAUGGGCAGCCAGGGGCACAGCCUGCUCUCAAUGUGGGUCUAUGACCAAGGUCCUGGCCUCUUCAAGAAGGCACACUUUCACAAUAAAGGGACAGACAGAACGUGACCGGCUGAUUCCCAUUGUUAAAGACAGCAACACCUUGUAAGCAGAUGGGCUGCCUCUUUUAAGUACUUCCCUGGAGUUAUCACACACCUAGCUAAUAUGUACAGGUUCACAAAUGUAUUUAUGGUUCUUUCUGGCUGCUCCCUAUUUGGAUGAUGCUGACGGCUUGAGUGGAUUGUAAAAGUCGUUUUUUGGGUUUUU